Marchantia polymorpha subsp. ruderalis is the source of this 2175-nucleotide messenger RNA. Lineage: Eukaryota; Viridiplantae; Streptophyta; Marchantiopsida; Marchantiales; Marchantiaceae. The record is from the annotation of a GenBank genome assembly.
AUGACGAAGGUUACAGCAAUAUGGUUUCUAGCAUUGGCAGCAACGUUGAGCUUUCAGGAAAGGCCCACUGGCAAUCUUGUGUAUGCAGAUAACUUCACCAUUGGAACAAGCGCCGUGCCUUUCAGCUGCAGCGACGGAGGAGACAUUUCAUGCGGGGGAGCCGUUUCUAUCAACCAGUUAUCGGGAGGGAUUAUAUUGCUGGCCCCUUCUUCAAACAGGUCUCAGCCCGGAUCAUGGGGCACGGCUCUGACGUCCAAGCCCAUCGACCUGCUGGACCCGCAGACAAAAGCCUGGCAUUCCUUCAGCACCUUCUUCCAGUUUAUGAUCACUUCACUGCGCGGGGACUGGGCAGGCGACGGCAUGGUGUUCGCGCUGCUAGGAGACGGUGGGUUCCGUGGAGUAGCAGGCACAGGCUUCGGAGUGUACAACGAGUCCAAGCAAGUGGUGAAGACGCUGGCGGUGGAAUUCGACACGUUCUUCACCAAGGCUGACGAGAGAGUUGGGGACGUAGACAGCAAUCACGUGGGCGUGGACACAGAGGUCAGCCAGUCCAAAGCUUCGAAGUCCGCGAGUAAUUUGGGCAUGAAGCUCUUCGGCAACCAAGUCUUUGUCUGGAUAGACUACGAUGCUCUGACGCAGAUCUUGGAAGUCAGGAUCAAUUACUUGAAAUUCCCCAAACCCGCUGUCUCUUUUCUGAACACCACCAUCAAUCUGACGGAAGUCUUCGGAAGCUCCCCCAUCUACGCGGGCUUCUCGACAGCAAACGGCGCCAGCAACAAGAGCGGAAUCUACCACAUCGCCGAGUGGAGCUUCGAGCAUUUCCCCGCCGUGGGCUCGGCGGGGUCCCAAUUUAACCCCGGCAGCCGCUCGUUGAACGGCACUGGAAGCAGCACCAACGAGGUGGCGUUGAUCGCAGGAGUCACGGCGGGUGCCUUCUUCCUCCUCCUUCUAGCGGGGCUCCUCGUCUUCUGCGUCUGGAGACGAAGCGAUUCCCGCUCGCGCCUGAGAACGGGCACGGGCCUCACGAGCUCCAUCGCCAUGGGGCACAACAGUCUACAAUACACCUACGACCAGUUAAGGCAUGCCACUAGCCAAUUCAGCUCAAAAUUGGGCCAGGGAGGAUUUGGGAGCGUGUACGAAGGGUGGCUGCAGCCGCCUCGCGGAGGCAAGCCGCAACACGUGGCCGUGAAGAGAAUGGUCGAGACCUCGACUCCAGGCGAGUUCGAGUCCGAGGUGCUGACGGUGAGCGAGGUCCGCCACAAGGGCAUCGUGAAACUGCUCGGUUGGUGCAGCCACGAGGGCGUGUUCCUGAUCGUCUACGAGCUCAUGCCCAACGGAAGCUUGGACAAGGCGCUCUUCUACGCCGACGACGGCUAUGUGCUCCCGUGGGAGAGCCGGAUGAACAUCCUCAAGGGCGUCGCGGAGGCUCUGCACUAUCUUCACGACAGUCACGACCAGAAGGAGCAGAUCAUUCACAGAGACAUCAAGACCAGUAACAUUUUAUUGGACGCCGACUACAAUCCGAAAUUGGGUGACUUCGGGCUGGCGCGGGUGUUGGAUCGAACCAAGAACCCCGCGCCUAUGACGGUGGCCGGAACGCCAGGAUUUCUUGCGCCAGAGGUCUCAGUCGACGAGACGUUCACGACGAGGUCCGAUGUGUACGCGUUCGGAAUGGUCGCUCUGGAGAUCGUCACGGGACGGCAGGCGAUGACGCACACCGAGUCGCUCAAGGACAUCGUCUGGAAGAAGCGCGAGGAAGAGACGCUGCUGUCGUGCGUCGAUUUUAGGCUCGAUAAUCUAGGCUACGAUCAGCGAAUGGCAGAGAAGGUGCUGGGGCUGGGGCUGCUGUGCUGCCUCUACGACCCCCAUGCGCGACCCACCAUGAAAGAGGUGGUGGAGAUUCUGGCGGGGAGCAAGCCUCUGCCCGACGUUCCAGCUACGCAGCCGCAUCCAAAUUUGGAUCACCAUUUGAAAACCAUCAUGACGCUCGAUACGACCAUUCAACGGCUCCAAGACGACGCGGUCAUGGGCCAUUCCUCCUUCCGGCACUCGAGAACGUCGACUUCCUCGGAGCCCCCUGCCGCCAGCAACUCAUCCACCUCGAUCUCUACGACGUCGGCCUCGAGUACAAUUAGAUCCUCGGCGUCGACGUCCAUGUCGAAACCGUCAGGCUGA